Messenger RNA from Wyeomyia smithii (pitcher-plant mosquito), 1493 nucleotides. RefSeq names its product clavesin-1-like. Gene Ontology annotation, cellular component: membrane. Gene Ontology annotation, molecular function: phosphatidylinositol bisphosphate binding. The transcript is spliced from 3 exons. The record is from RefSeq and is a predicted model, not a curated record. Bases 430 to 1305 code for a protein of 291 amino acids. Lineage: Eukaryota; Metazoa; Arthropoda; Insecta; Diptera; Culicidae.
CGACGGAACCGAAACAGAUAAGAGUCAAAUCGUUCAAUAGCUUGGUACGCUUCGUACCCGCGAUAAGGAUAGGCGCACUUUCUUCGGCUGAGCCGAUGGAGGUUAAGCGUUGUGAUACUUUGGCGCGACGCAGGGAAGUUCGGAAGGUUGACUCAGAAACUGAUAAACCAUGGACAGUUUGUAAGCUCAGUGUAUCAAGUAAACGACGUUCGUUUGCUCUGGUCAAAAGUGAAUACACACAGUAUUCCGAGCGAGAAGUGUUCCGUUGUUUCCUCGUUCUGACACGGAUGCGAGAUAGGGAUUUUCAAAGUGUCUUCGAUUAGUAAGUGAUUAACGGUCGGACUAGAAACCGGCCAGUAGCUGAUCGAACGUUUCUCUGGACGGAUCUCAGUUUUAACAUUGCGGUUGGUUUAGUGAAGAAUAUCUAACAUGUCCUUGAAGUUUGACAUCGACACCGAGCCGCCAACUCCGGAGUUGCUGGAGUUUGCCCGGAAAGAGCUUCGCGAAACGCCGGAGGUGCGUGAAGCGGCGAUCAAGGAGUUACGCAGCUUGCUGAAGGAGGCGACCGAUCUGCACUACAAGGAUGAUGAUGAUUUUCUGCUGAUUUUUCUGCGACCGUGCCACUUUUAUCCGGAGAGUGCCAUCAAAAUGAUGCGCCGCAUAGCCGAAUUCAAGAAAAGCUACCACAAUCUGCUGCACAACCUGAUGCCGGAGGACGAGAAGCGUGCCUUCACCGAGCACAACGUGGUGAACGUGCUGCCAAAUCGGGACCAGAAGGGACGCCGGGUGCUGCUGGUCAACUGUGGUUCCCUGUGGGACCCGAAGCAGGUCAGCUCCGAGCAGCUGUUCCGGCUGUUCUAUCUGAUCCAUCUGAUCGCUCAACUGGAGCCGGCCACCCAGAUCAACGGCGCAGUCGUCGUGAUGGAUUUUGACGGGUUGUCGCUGAAGCAGGUAAAGGCGCUGUCGCCUUCUUUCUCGAUGCUGCUGCUGACGUUCAUCCAGGAGGCGCUUCCGCUGCGGCUGAAGGAAGUUCACAUCAUUAAGCAGCCGUUCAUCUUCAAUAUGGUCUGGACACUGUUUAAGCCGUUUAUCAAGGAAAAGCUCAACAAACGGAUGUUCUUCCACGGAAACGACAUGAAGAAAUUCCACAAGUACCUGAGCCCCGAGGUGCUGCCGAAGAACUACGGCGGUGAGCUGCCGGAGAUCGACUACUCCGGAAAGGAUUGGUACCCCUGUGUGAACAAGUGCGUGGACCACAUCCGGAAGUACAACGAGUGCGGUUUCGCACAAAAGACUGAUGAAUGAUGCGCAGGUGCAAAAAGAGCAAACCAAAACAUGUUAACCCAAAGACUCAGGUGUGGCAGUGUAACGAUUAGGUUUGACCUUGUUUUUUGUUACAAUUUUUAACGUGAAAAUAUGAAUUUUUAAGUAUGUUAUGUGUGACCGCUGUUGCCAUUUUUCAAAUAUAUUUUCAUAUAUUGCAGUAAAAAAGG